Molecule: messenger RNA, 1873 nt
Organism: Carya illinoinensis
Lineage: Eukaryota; Viridiplantae; Streptophyta; Magnoliopsida; Fagales; Juglandaceae
Product: 4-hydroxy-tetrahydrodipicolinate synthase, chloroplastic-like
Exons: 3
Coding region: 563-1669 (368 amino acids)
Molecular function (GO): 4-hydroxy-tetrahydrodipicolinate synthase activity
Source: RefSeq, a predicted model, not a curated record
CAAGCAGACCGCUGUUUCUACUUCUUCCACUCGCAGUCGAAGCGUACAACUUCAUGGACUCCUCAGUCCCCCCUUCGCAGUAGAGUCGUAGACGGCAGGGUUUUGUAUUGAAAAGGAAGUCAAGUAACACGCGUCAACGGGGGAUGUCACGUCAUCAAUCAAGGAAGAAGACCCCCAUUGUUAAUUAAUCUCUGUCCAUUCACUGUCACACUCAAAACACUGCCGCUCGGUGCAACAAAACCCUAAAACACUGCCUCCAUCGGUUACCUUAACCCCACCUGCUCCUCUCUCGAAGUAAAUCCCACCACUCGCUCUCCUGCAAUAUGACGGCAUGAUCCACCUCCUUUAACGAACACUGUUCGCCGCGACCCUCGCCUGCGGACAUUUCCACUACGGUUGUUAUCCCGUCACCAUUCAUUGAAAAUACCACUUCUGCCACCCCCGGCACUCCUCAUAUUCGCGUUUUGAAUCCCUGAGAACGACGUUACCGAGCUUUUUACACUCUCAAUUUUUCGGAUCAGUUUAUCGGGUCUUGGUUUGCUCUCGAGCUGCAGCCGAAGAAAUGGCUACCUUGAACAUGAAGAGCUAUAGCUUGUGUUCGAUUCUGAGGGGCUCUGCUCUCCAGUCUCCGCGUCCCCAUUAUAGCGAUAACUAUAGGAGGAAUGCAGAGUGGAGGUCUCCUCAAGUGGCUCUAAUACCUAAUUUUCAUCUUCCAAUGCGCAGCUUGGAGGUUAAAAACAGGACAUCGGCAGAGGAUAUAAAGUCUCUUAGAUUGAUAACAGCAAUCAAAACUCCAUACCUACCUGACGGUAGAUUUGAUCUAGAAGCAUAUGAUGAUUUGUUGAACAUGCAGAUUGUCAAUGGAGCUGAAGGUGUUAUUGUCGGUGGCACAACUGGUGAAGGCCAAUUGAUGAGCUGGGAUGAACACAUAAUGCUUAUUGGCCAUACAGUCAACUGUUUUGGAGGAAAAGUCAAGGUAAUUGGAAACACUGGAAGCAAUUCGACAAGGGAAGCAAUUCAUGCCUCUGAACAGGGUUUUGCCGUUGGGAUGCAUGCUGCCCUUCACAUUAAUCCUUACUAUGGCAAAACCUCGUUGGAGGGCAUGGUUUCUCACUUUGAAAGUGUCCUAUCUAUGGGCCCCACCAUUAUAUACAAUGUGCCUUCACGGACUGGCCAAGAUAUUCCCCCGCGUGUGGUUCACACUAUAGCCCAGAGUGCCAACUUGGCUGGUGUCAAGGAGUGUGUUGGAAAUGAUCGGGUUGAACUGUAUUCAGAGAAUAGGAUAGUGGUGUGGAGUGGGAAUGAUGAUCAAUGCCAUGAUGCUAGAUGGAGCCAUGGGGCAACUGGGGUGAUGUCCGUUACUAGCAACAUGGUUCCUGGUUUGAUGAGGGAACUCAUGUUUGGAGGAAAGAACCCUUCACUGAAUGCGAAGCUCAUGCCUCUGAUUGAGUGGCUCUUUCAGGAGCCAAAUCCUAUUGGCUUAAACACAGCUCUUGCUCAACUUGGAGUCGUGAGGCCCAUUUUCAGGCUCCCAUACGUGCCCCUUCCUCUGGCAAAGAGGGUAGAAUUUGUUGAUUUGGUGGAGAAAAUUGGCCGGGAGAAUUUUGUCGGUGAAAAAGAUGUUCAGGUUCUUGAUGACGACGACUUUAUACUAGUCCGUCGGUAUUAAUCUAUUUUUCUUGCUCUAGAUCCGUGUCUUGGGUUUAAGAGUGCCAGUUGGAGUUUUUUUGGAUUUUUUACCCAUUAUAAAGUCAUAAAUUAUAAUGCAGUUUCUUGAUGCAUUUGGUAGUUUUAACUGAUUAUGACAAUGGAUAUAUAUAUUCUUUUAAUCAUGAAAAUAUAUAUUCUUUUAAUUGGCAGUUAUGUCAAUGAA